AUGGGGCCCCCGGGCAAUAGGGGAUCAUGGGGCCCCUGUGUCCUCGCCCACACUCAAACCACACCCACAAAAGCCUAUGAAAGGUACCAAGGGCAUCUCAUGGGGCCCCCUACUGACCCUGGGCCCUCGGACAGUGCCCGAGUUUCCAAAUGGUCAGUCCGCCACUGCUCCCAUAUAUUUAUCACAACAAGAUGUUUAGGUGUUUGCAUGGAGUUCAGUUUAGAGGAUAAGUUCACCUUUUAGAAAAAAAUAAUAAAUGCACAU
Messenger RNA from Staurois parvus, 264 nucleotides. The record is from the annotation of a GenBank genome assembly. Lineage: Eukaryota; Metazoa; Chordata; Amphibia; Anura; Ranidae.